This is a messenger RNA of Polistes dominula (European paper wasp), 1554 nucleotides long. RefSeq names its product Ubiquitin-like activating enzyme 5 (gene Uba5). Gene Ontology annotation, molecular function: UFM1 activating enzyme activity. NCBI's taxonomy places the organism in Eukaryota, Metazoa, Arthropoda, Insecta, Hymenoptera, Vespidae. The record is from RefSeq and is a predicted model, not a curated record. Gene Ontology annotation, cellular component: cytoplasm; cytosol. Gene Ontology annotation, biological process: protein ufmylation.
UUUGUCUUACAACUCGUAAUACACGUUUUUUACUUUGAAAAAUAUAUAUCUGCUGGUUAAUGAUCGAUUAAAUUCCUAACCUAUCGACACAAAAAGUAAAUCAAGAUUUAUAUUACUUAUUCCUACAGCUAGAUGUCACUAUUAAGUCGUCUAAUUCUUAUCUACUUCAAUUGCCUCUUGGUUAAUCUUACCGUAUCAAUUUUGACAAGAGUAAACUAUUAAACAAUAUUUCAGUAAUUUAAUUAACUCAACAUUUUUCAAAAAGAGAAAUAAUGGCAGAUCUGAAUGAUUUGGAAUUAGAAGCACUCAUGAAUGAUAUAACUAAGAAACCUUUUUAUAAUUCUAAUGAGAAAAGGGCUGAACAUAUGUCUAGUGAAGUCGUAGAUUCUAAUCCUUACAGUCGACUAAUGGCAUUAAAACGUAUGGGUAUUGUUAAUAAUUAUGAAAGUAUACGAGAAAAAACAGUUGCUAUCGUUGGAGUGGGAGGAGUUGGUAGUGUAGCUGCAGAGAUGUUAACAAGAUGUGGUAUAGGAAAGCUAAUUAUUUUUGAUUAUGACAAAGUGGAAUUAGCGAAUAUGAAUAGAUUAUUUUUUCAACCGAAUCAAGCAGGAUAUAAUAAGGUAGAUGCUGCUGCCAAAACUUUAAAAUUUAUUAAUCCUGAUGUAGAAAUUGAACCACAUUGUUAUAAUAUUACAACUGUAGAUAACUUUAAAGAGUUUAUGACUACAAUAAGUAAAUCAAGUCUAGAUGAAGGACCAGUGGAUUUGGUCUUAAGUUGCGUGGAUAAUUUUGAAGCACGUAUGGCAAUAAAUACUGCUUGCAAUGAACUCAAUCAAAUAUGGUUUGAAAGUGGUGUUUCAGAAAAUGCAGUCUCUGGGCAUAUUCAACUUCUUAUACCAGGAGAGACAGCUUGUUUCGCUUGUGCACCACCUUUGGUUGUUGCAUCAAACAUUGAUGAAAGAACUUUAAAGAAAGAUGGUGUAUGUGCUGCGUCCCUACCCACAACAAUGGCUAUAGUAGCAGGCUUUUUGGUACAGAAUGCUUUGAAAUAUUUACUUAAUUUUGGAGAUGUAACACGCUAUUUAGGUUAUAACGCAUUGCAAGAUUUUUUUCCAACAAUGACGUUAAAACCAAAUCCAAAUUGCGACGACAAUUAUUGCAGACAAAAACAAAAAGAAUAUCAAGCAAAACCAAAAGUUGAAAAGCCCGUUAAAAGAAAAAUGACCGAGACAAAACCUUUGCAUGAAGACAAUAAAUAUGGAAUCUCCGUAGUUGAGGAAUAUGAAGAAACAAAAGAAGAGAAAGAAGAAAAUGCUCAAGAAGCUUAUACCAUAGAAUCAACUAAUUCUCAAAAUGAAGUUGUAAAUACAUCAAAUUUAAGCUUGGAAGAACUUAUGCAACAAAUGAAAUCUAUAUAAUAUUUGUAGAUGCUGUAACAGUGUCUAUAAAAAUCCUACGAAAUGAAAUGUUAUAUACAUUCCGUGGUAAGAAAAAUAAUGAUUGAUAAAAAAAAAUAUUGGUUUCAUAUUUGCAUUGUUGAAGAAUAAAAUACUU